UUGAUUUGUGCCCGGCCCGACCUCCCCACGAUCGCUAAAUAUAAGAGCCACAGCGCCCCGCCGCCGCCGGUGACGUGCUGUUUGCGUUUGCCUACUACUUCAUGAGGCGGCCUCACUCCUUUCAAGUCCUGACCGCCACCAAGGAUGACAUGAACACUUUGUGCCCAAGCACUGACUGGUCCUGGAAAAGCAUGCCGGCACCCUUCGCUAAGGAUGAAAAGAUCGAAUCCUACGCCCUUCACCCGGACGGACACACCAUAUUUGUGUCUUCGUACAUCAACGACAUCAACCGUGGCACCUUCUCCUUUGACACCAAGACCCGUGAGUGGAGGCGCCAUGGGGAAUGGAUGUUCCCUUUCGUGCUUGAAGGCUACUUCGACGCCGACCUAGAUGCAUGGGUUGGGCUACACCCUGAUGGCUACAUCUGCUCCUGCCAAGUUCCCUCCCUCAGCAAUAGCAGCAGCACAUUGCAGCAGCCCAACUGGAAGAUGGCCAAGGAGCACAGGAUGUGGAACCCAUACCAUCAGUUGGCUAGAGGGCGAGGGCCUACUCUCACCUACAUGGGCAACUCCAGAUUUUUCCUUGUUGAUUGUGUGGCGGCCGAUGGUUUAGAGUUCCAGGAUGCUUUUGGUGACUCUCGUGGCUGCGUGCUCAACAUGACCACGUUUCAUCUCAGGUACGAUAGUGAGGGAAAUCUGCGAAUCAAAGACAGGAACACUACCUCUUGUCGUGUGUCUAAGCAACUCUCGACGUUCUCCCCUGUGGCGUUCUGGAUGUAGCUACAGCAAAGGAAACUGCUCAUGCGUUCUGGAUGUAGCUACAGCAAAGGAAACUGCUCAUGCUGUUUUUAUUUAUUUAGCUGUAUGUCAGCUAUGUUCAUCAUCCUAUCUGUAAAUUACUCCCUCCAUUUUUCUAUAUACAAGGCCACUUUGUAAA
Messenger RNA from Triticum aestivum (bread wheat), 936 nucleotides. RefSeq lists its product as uncharacterized. NCBI's taxonomy places the organism in Eukaryota, Viridiplantae, Streptophyta, Magnoliopsida, Poales, Poaceae. The coding region runs from base 102 to 779 and encodes 225 amino acids. The transcript has a single exon. The record is from RefSeq and is a predicted model, not a curated record.